GUAAAGUUCUGAACUCUGACCUGAAACACUACCUCAGCCUGCAGUUCCAGAAAGGCUCUCUGGACCACAAGCUGCAGCAGGUGAUCCGGGACAACCUGUACCUGCGCACCAUCCCCUGUACCACUCGGCAGCCCAGAGAGGGGGAGGUUCCCGGAGUGGACUACAACUUCAUCAACGUGGGGGAGUUCAGGGAUCUGGAGGAGAGCGGCCUGCUGCUGGAGAGCGGCACGUAUGAUGGUAUGACCCAAUAA
Molecule: messenger RNA, 251 nt
Organism: Notothenia coriiceps (black rockcod)
Lineage: Eukaryota; Metazoa; Chordata; Actinopteri; Perciformes; Nototheniidae
Product: membrane-associated guanylate kinase, WW and PDZ domain-containing protein 3-like
Exons: 2
Biological process (GO): signal transduction
Cellular component (GO): cytoplasm; cell-cell junction
Source: RefSeq, a predicted model, not a curated record